AUGUUUUUGCGUGAACAUCGUUUUAAAGCCCCGAAGCAAAAUUAUUCUGCCCACGAAUAUAUGUUUCAUGCUCCUCCUCCUGCUGCUCCUCCUCUUACUGCUCCUCCUCAUGCUGCUCCUCCUCUUACUGCUCCUCCUCAUGCUGCUCCUCUUCAUGCGUCUCCUUCUCUUACUGCUCCUCCUGCUGCUACUCCUCUUACCGCUCGUCCUCCUGCUGCUCCUCCUCUUACUGCUCCCCUUGCUUCUCCUCCUGCUGCUCCUCUUACUGCUCGUCCUCAUGCUGCACCUCCUCUUACUGCUCCUCCUCUUAUUGCUCCUCCUCCUCUUACUGCUCCUCCUCCUUUUGAUGCUGCUCCUCCUCCUCAUGCUGUUCCUGCUCAUGCUGCUCCUCCUCUUGAUCCAGCAUGA
Stegodyphus dumicola is the source of this 408-nucleotide messenger RNA. RefSeq names its product vegetative cell wall protein gp1-like. The record is from RefSeq and is a predicted model, not a curated record. Lineage: Eukaryota; Metazoa; Arthropoda; Arachnida; Araneae; Eresidae.